This is a messenger RNA of Andrographis paniculata, 1457 nucleotides long. RefSeq lists its product as uncharacterized. The transcript has 6 exons. Bases 444 to 1214 code for a protein of 256 amino acids. The record is from RefSeq and is a predicted model, not a curated record. Lineage: Eukaryota; Viridiplantae; Streptophyta; Magnoliopsida; Lamiales; Acanthaceae.
UGACGUAAAGGAUCCAAUGUGUGCAGUGCAGAAAACAGUGUGCUGCUGCUGCUCCUGCUGCUGGUCACGUAAGUACAGGUCCUGACCCGACCUACCACUAAUCACGUCUUUAUCCUCCUCCUCGACCUCGUGCUCCUUCUGGGACUCUUCCCCUGCCUCUGCCUCUGGGUGGGAGACGUCGUGUACCGUGUACGGUGGCUUCGGCUCGGGCGACGGUGACGCCCGACACUGGGUUGCGACUUCGGUUAGGAUUCGGCAUCAGCGAUCAAGCAGGCUAAGGAGGCGUCGUCUUCUUGAUUACUCAUGAUACCCGCAAAUUGAAGCAACAUCCUCUGGAAGCUGCAAUUCCGCCGUUCCAAUUUCCUUUUGCUAGGACGCCUUUGCUGCUGCUGCUCUCCUCUUGUUUGGUAUCCUUUUUCACCCCUUCUGUCGGUUCUUCUAAAAUGUCCAUGCUAAAAAAAUUGCGUCUAAUAACCAUUGAUGUUACUGGCACACUAAUUGCUUACAAAGGGCAGCUUGGAGACUACUAUUGCAUGGCAGCAAAAUCCAUUGGACUCCCAUGUCCUGACUAUGAGAGAGUGCAUGAGGGUUUCAAACUUGCUUAUACAGAGAUGGCAAGGAAACAUCCAUGCUUUGGGUUUGCAGAGAAGAUACCCAAUAUUGUUUGGUGGAAGACUGUUGUUAGGGAAUCUUUUGUUCGGGCAGGAUAUGAUUAUGAUGAUGAAACAUUUGAGAAGAUUUUCAAACGCAUAUAUGCUACCUUUGGGUCCUCUGCCCCAUAUUCCAUUUUUCCAGAUUCACAGCCAUUCUUAAGAUGGCUCCAUGGGAAGGGUGUUACUGUGGGCAUUGUUAGCAAUGCCGAGUAUAGGUACCAAGAUGUGAUCCUUCCAGCAUUAGGUUUGCACCAGGGUUCAGAAUGGGAUUUUGGCGUAUUCUCAGGCCUUGAAGGUGUAGAGAAGCCAGAUCCUAGAAUGUAUGAGAUCGCAUUGAAGAGGGCCGGCAACAUUUCACCCGAAGAAGCUCUCCAUAUUGGAGACAGCAUGCGGAAGGACUAUUUGCCUGCAAAGAGCAUAGGCAUGCAUGCGUUACUGUUGGACAGAUUUUCAACGCCGGAUGCCAAGGCAUGGAGGAAAUCUGGUGCUAUUGUGCUACCCAACUUGGUAGCGGCUCAAGACUGGCUGUCAUCGGAUCAAACAUAUUUUUGUAUUGGAUGAUAGACAGACAGACAGAAAGGCGUUCAUUCAUCCGGAUGAGUGUGACUGUUGGAGGAUGAGUAGCUCGAUCACUCUGGACUCCCUGCCCCUCCCUUUCUGCUUUAUCUGUUUGUUCCGUUCGGUGUAGGUAGGAACUUUAUUAACGCAGAAGUUAGAAGAAGUUUGAAGCUUGCUUGCUUGCUUAUUUAUGAUGUGAACAUACAUGCGCACACAUGUUAAAAGGAAGUAUUUGUUGAUGCUCGA